UUUUGACUCUUUCGACUGUACUUAGAUUAAAACUUUGGGUUAUUUCGAAACAAGAUUAACAAGAUUCUAUGUAUUUUAUAAUACCCAGAUUCUAGAUCACGAUUUGAACAAGCUCCAAAUCAGCAAGUUGAGAUCUAAUCUAGAUCUAGAUAUACUAAUAGACUAAUAGUAGAUCUAGACUAGAAAAUACUACAUCUAGAUCUAGAAUAGAUCUGAGAUCUACUUUUUUAUUGCUAGAUUUAGAAAGAGUAAGAGUUUCAUUCAGAAUGCAGCACACACAAAAGAACUCUUACAGAAAAAAGAGAGGGACAGUGACAGAGUUGCCUGUAUCCCUUUCAUUAAUGCAGAAUCUAAGCAGCAGCUCAUGGAGAUACUUUACUGGAACACUUGAUGGUGCUUCACUUGUGGUCAGUAGAUCUGGAGAUAUGGAUUUUCUAUACAAAAUGGGUUUCUUUGGCAAAGGCACUUUGUCUAGGAGUGAGCCAAAUUUUCUUGAACGUCAACAUAAAGUCACCAUAGGUCUUGAUCCUGCAGACAAGUUCAUUAUGUCCAAACGAAUCUAUCUUCUUCACAAACAAUGCAGACAGUUAUCUGAGAGGACAUUUGACCACCUGCCAGCUAUGUCCUCUAACUACCAUGUUGCUGGUGACAAGCAGCAUUGCCCUCCAGAGUCAACAGUCCCUUCUGAAGUGUUUCCUAAACUGACAUUCAUUUUAGACCAGUUUUCUAGGGUCUGCAAUGAACAUAUAGCAUCUUAUGUCUGUGUAUCUACAAGUGGAUCACAAAGUCAGGUUCACAGUUCUGGUGUCCCUGUAUCUGGCUCUGUCGUUGUUUUAGACAGUGAUGAAGAAGGAGUUAUUGAAAGUAAAGAAGUUUGUGACAGAAAGAAAGAGGAUCAACACAUUGACCCUGUGAACAUUUCAUUGAACAAACUGACAGCAGACAGUGAGUCCCAUUUAUCCACUACUACACAAGAAACAGUGAACCAACUCUUGUGUUUUCCCUAUAAGUCUACAAGCAGCAGCUUUGUGGUCAUGCCAGCGACCUUUGCUUACAAUACAAUCUCUCAAUCAAAAUACACACCUGCUUUUCUGAGAUUUUUUUCUUUAGACCCUAUCAUGCACUUUGACUACAGUCUGGACGAUUCAUUGCUACCAACUGGCUUCACUAUCCCAAAGAUGAAUGUCCAUUACCAGAGGAUAUAUCCACCUGUUAGAUUGAGCACAUCCUUCACUUCAGUCACAAUGUUGAGUCAAAGGUACACUCAGUUACCAUGGGCUGCAAGUUCACAAGACAGAAAGUUUGGGGCUAAGUUUAAAAAGACUUCUGAAGGAUUGGCAAGUAAAAAAUUGAAGACAUCUUUAAGGAGUAAUACAUUGGAUCCCAAACAGAGAACACAUGCAGCUCAAACAGACUUGAAAUGUCCAUCAGAGACACAAAGUCCAUUAGAGACUCAGUUUACAUUAGAUAUAAACUCUCAUGAAACACAACCUGAGAUAAAUAGAGAGACUUAUGCUGAAUGUGAGACUCAAGCUCUGCCUGAAACACAAGGUGAUAGUAGGAUUCUAGCAACCGAUAGUUUAGCAGGUCCAAAUGAUGAUGUAACAGGCCCAGCAGAUAGUUUGACAUGUUCAACAUUCAACAAAUCUGGGGAUGCCUGUGAACAUAUAAGUUUAGAUAGCAGCUCAGAUCUGGAGCAUUCCCUUAGUCUUCAGGAUGAGCAAACAGCAGACCAUUUAGUUAUAGGCAACUCAUCAGAUGAAGAAAAUCUUUAUGGAGAAAACAUGUGGCAGCCAUGUCUAAAAAAGGAUCCAUUUCCUGUUAAAGAAACACUUAGACUUACUCUUGAAGAGACAUUUUUUCUUUCCUUUGGGCUUGGAUGUUUACAUGUAACAGAUGCAGACCAGAACCUGUUAAACUUAACUCAGAUGUGGCAACAGUUUCAGCAAUUAAAGGACCAGUUUAUCCCGCAUUAUGUUGUCUACCAUUAUUUCCGAAGCCAAGGUUGGGUGCCUAAGUCAGGCCUGAAGUUUGGAUGUGACUUUAUUCUGUAUAGAGAUGGCCCACCAUUCUACCAUGGCAGCUAUUCAGUUCAAAUCUUAAGUGUAAAGGAUAAAACAAUGUUAGCACGAGCUGAUGGAUCUCUCUUGAACCAACACAUUCAUAAUUGGACUGAACUGUCUGGGAGGAACAGAGUUUCUGAUCACGUAGCUAAGACUCUAAUGCUUUGUUAUGUAAUAUGGCCUGAAGAUGAAUUAAGUCAAGAAGAACUUAUGUCUCCUAAAUGUCUGGUCAAAUUUAAAGUCAAGGAAGUGCUUGUGUCAAGAUGGGUGGCUUCUGAAGAACGACAAGCAAGGGAAGAUAUUCCUUAGAAUGACAUCCAGCAUGGCAAGGAGAAAAGUAGUUGCUACCAUCUGUACCACACACAGGGAAGUAUCUCUGAUUGUCACAGCUACAGAUGUUGCCGCUGUCAAUAAAACAAAACUCAUAUUGAAACAAACAAAAAGGUCUUGUCUCUAAAGGAAGUCUUCUCUGGGUGUGUUUUGAGAGUUGUGUGCACCCAGUCAAGUACUGGAGUUCAAAGAUCAAGAAGUAUGUGAAAUAGAGAGGAAGACUCAAGAUGCUGUUCAAGAGUUCCAAAGCUUGGAUUCAUUCCUCCCAUACUUUGAUAGUGUGUGUGUGUGCUAUUUCUUCUCUUACUUGUUUUAUAGUAGUUUUGUUUUCCUCUUUGCUAAAUGUCAUUUCUGUUUCAUCUAUGUGGCAUUGUAAUUCUUAGGAAUAGAACCUUUUAUAGUAAUCAAUCUAACGACACAAAACUUACACAUGGACCAUUUAGAGACCUUGAAGGCAAGGUGUGUACCGUAGCUCCAAUGUUUCAGUACAGUGAACACAAUGGAAGGAUCAGUCCUAAAGAUGUGAUAAUGUUUGUGUUUCUCAUGUUGUCCCUCCUCUUGGACAGCUGGGGAACGCUCAACACCUUUCUCCCAAUCUCUACACUUCACUAUCCAGGUCUCAGCUGAAGGGGGACAAUGGCUAGUACUCAAGUGGGAGUGACAAUCAAGGCACAUGGGGCCCAAAUAAAUCUUUAUUGGGCAGAGUCCUCAUAAUUUUAUUUUCAUGUUAAGUAAAUGACAUCAACAGAAGUUCCAGAAUGAUGUUUAAACUAAUUGGAGAAAUUCGACCGUUUUAUUGCGUGCUAAAUUAGUUUGAUGGAUACAUAUUAAAAUGUCUAAUUCAUAAAA
This is a messenger RNA of Biomphalaria glabrata, 3242 nucleotides long. RefSeq lists its product as uncharacterized. The record is from RefSeq and is a predicted model, not a curated record. The transcript has 10 exons. Gene Ontology annotation, biological process: tRNA splicing, via endonucleolytic cleavage and ligation; tRNA-type intron splice site recognition and cleavage. The coding region runs from base 267 to 2372 and encodes 701 amino acids. NCBI's taxonomy places the organism in Eukaryota, Metazoa, Mollusca, Gastropoda, Planorbidae. Gene Ontology annotation, molecular function: tRNA-intron lyase activity; nucleic acid binding. Gene Ontology annotation, cellular component: tRNA-intron endonuclease complex.